This is a messenger RNA of Siniperca chuatsi (mandarin fish), 14320 nucleotides long. RefSeq names its product neural-cadherin. Gene Ontology annotation, molecular function: calcium ion binding. The transcript has 34 exons. Gene Ontology annotation, cellular component: cell-cell junction; plasma membrane. The record is from RefSeq and is a predicted model, not a curated record. The coding region runs from base 567 to 9398 and encodes 2943 amino acids. Lineage: Eukaryota; Metazoa; Chordata; Actinopteri; Centrarchiformes; Sinipercidae. Gene Ontology annotation, biological process: homophilic cell-cell adhesion.
GUCAGACCCGUUCCUGCUACCUGAUUGGUCUCUCUCCUCCUGGGUGGGCGGUGCCGACGGAUCCACAUGGAGUCUGCUGGGGGUCUCUGUGCCCAGCAGUCUGCUCCAUCCUCCGGUGGAGAAGCUCCGAAUACUCUGCAGCAACUUCAUCAUCCUCAACAUCUGUACGGAAAAUAACUGAACUGUCUGCUGAUGUUCCCACAUUUUUACCAGCAGCAACGGAGAAGAAAAGACUGCUCUUCUUCCACUUGUGCGUAAAAUAAUUUUUCAUUUGAAUUAUUAACUGGAGAGGAAUAUCGGCUGCAUGCUGUCACUGAUGUUUUCCCUUUGCGCAGUGGAUGGACUUUGAGCUCUUUCCUUCACUCACCAAAACGGAUUAAGGAGUUAAUUAGAGACAUUAUACGUAAAUCAGUGCUUCCCUGCAUCAGGGAACUUGGCUGUUUCUCGCAAAGAAAUAUUUACGCGUAAAAUCCUUCUUAGUGGAUCACUGUAAGAGACAGAUCCGCUCUUGUGGCUCUGCCGGACGCUUUGCUGUCUUCUCCAACUGCAACGGGUUUGAUGGAAACAUGACCAGAGCUGCAACCGGAGCGGUUCUCCUGCACAACCUUCUCUUCCACCUGCUCCCGCUGCUGCUGCUACAUGCCUCAGCGGUGUGUCUGUCCGCGCAGCCCCGGCAUCCAGCGCGCUACUUCGGACAAAUAGCCGAGAACUCCCCGGCUGGGACGCCGGUGGCCGGGAUGGUGUUGCUGCUGGGAGCCAGCGGCUGCCCCGGUGCGGACCUGAAUGCCAGCCUGGUGGGGGAUUACGCGUCCGAUUUUAGGCUUGUUCGCUACCGUGGGCACCGGGACCACCGGGGGCAUCUGGGUUUGGUCUCCGCCAAAGCUCUGGACCGGGAGUUUAUAGCGAUGUACGAGCUGACUGUGGAGCUGCCGCCGCAGUGUCUGAGGAGACCGGCCGCCGUCCAGGUCGAAGUGUCGGACAGGAACGACAACAUCCCCCGGUUCACCAGCGGGAACCAGACGGUUGAAGUGGACGAACUGACGCCGCUCGGUACCGACCUGGUCCGCUUUGACGCGAAGGACGGCGACGCGGAGAGGAACGGACGCGUCACUUUUUACGCGUCACCGGAGUCUCACCUGCUCCACGUGGUUCCACAAACCGGGCAGGUGAGGCUGGUCGGGUCCCUCCUGGGUGUCAGCCAGGUGACUCUGCGCCUUUUCGUGAAUGACAGCGGAGAUGUGGUGCUGAUAGGUGAGCCGGUGUUCUUGCGCAUCAACGUCCGCCGCUCCAGCAGAGCGCGGCGGAGGCCCCGGGCUCUGUCCGAAGAGCUGACCUACACCGUGACCGUCCCGGACCACGUCAGAGUCGGGGACCUGGUGUUCACGGUGCCGGACCAGAAGUUCGAGCAGCGGUGGUUCGAGGUGAUGUCCGAGGCCGACUCGCCGGUCCAAAUCGAGCGGGACUCGGGGCGCCUGUACCUGGCGCGCAGCCUGCGGGAGCCCGCCGAGGUGGUGGUGAAGAUCCAGAACGUCCGAGGUGAUGAGUGGUACCUGUGCAGGCUGACUCUGAGCAUGCCCAGCCAGGCUGACCUGCAGUGGGUGAUGUUUCCCUCACCUUACCUGGGCGCUGUGGGUCCUGACGCCACGACCGGCUCUGUAGUGUACCGACUGUCGGCACGGCAACGAGACGGGAUGCUUGGACAAGCCCAGUUCCUCCUACUGGAUGGUGGGGAGGAGUGCUUCGAGGUGGAUCGUCGCUCUGGUGUGAUCAAGACCACGGGACGACCUCUGACCCCGAGUAAGGAGUACCUGCUGCGGGUGCAGGCGAUGGACGGGCAUGGUCGUAAAGGCCUGCCGGCUACAGUGGCCAUUCUGGCUGGCUAUCGACCGCCGCAGUUCACCAACUCCAGUUACAGCCUGAACGUACCAGAGAACACACCUGUCGGCCAACCUGUCGCAGUGGUUCAGGCCAUCUCCUUCCAGAAGAAGAGUCUGUCCUACAUGCUGCUGGUGAAUCCUGGGAAUCUGUUCAGCAUCAGCCAGGAGAAUGGAGCGCUCAGCCUCACCAGGACUGUCGACUACGAGAGCGGACACAACCUCCACACCGUGCAGGUCCGCGCCUCCGAGCCCGACACCGGCCUCAGCGGCGUGGCGGAGGUCAUCGUCCAUAUCACAGAUGAGAACGACUGCACACCGGAGUUCCUCCACUCCAUCUACACCAGAGACAACAUACCUGAGAGCAUCGCACCUGGAACCUCCCUGCUUCAAGUUCUGGCCCGGGACUGUGACUCCGGUGUGAACUCGGAGCUCUCUUACUUCGUUCACGGUGGCGACUUUGACAUCACAUCAGGGGGCGUGGUCAGCCCCGCCCGUCGCCUGGACUAUGAGCGACCCAAUCACGUCUACGAGUUCGUGGUGGUCGCCGUGGAUGCAGGGACGCCCCCCCGCACGGGCACCGCCUCUGUCCGCAUCCGGGUUGCCAAUAGCAACGACGAGGCACCCGUCUUCUCCCAGAGCGUUUAUAAGACCUUCCUAAGUGAAGAUGCCGGCCCAGACACGCUGGUCGCCAUCGUUCACGCCAACGACCCGGACGGAGACACCGUCUCUUACGCCAUCACUGGCGGCAAUGAGGACAGCAACUUCCUGCUGGACAACCAGAAGGGCAUCAUCAAGCUGCGGAGGAGUCCGCCUCCCAGGCUCAGGGGACCACAGUACGUUCUCGACAUCACCGCCACGGACGACAACGCCUCCGGUGGGCCGUACCCGCUCAGCAGCUCUGCCCAGGUCAUCGUAGGGAUCAACGACAUCAACAACAACAAACCGAUCUUCCAGGAGUGUCAGAACUACAGUCUGAACGCGGUGGUCCUGGAGAACCAGCCGCCAGGGACGUUUGUCCUGCGCGUCCAGGCCCACGACGCUGACAUGGGGGUCAACGGAGAGGUCAAGUACGGCAUCAUGCACAGAGACGGAGUGUCGUCCGGGUUUGACAUCAAUCCCGACACCGGUGUGAUCGCCACAACGGUGAGUUUCGACCGGGAGCGUCAGAGGGAGUUCACGCUGUCGGUGACGGCCACAGAUCAGGCCGAGGAGCCGCUCAUCGGGAUCUGUCAGAUCACCGUCCUUAUCGCCGACCAGAACGACAACGACCCCAAGUUUGAAAACAGCCGCUACCAGUACUUCCUGCGGGAGGACACUCCGGUAGGAACUAGUUUCCUUCGAGCAGCGGCACACGAUGAUGACCAGGGGAGUAACGCGGCCAUCACCUACUCCCUGUCCAAUCAGAAGCCAGCUUACCUGCACAUCAACCCCAGCACUGGCUGGAUUUAUGUCAACCACCCCAUCUCACAGACGUCCAGGAUCAACCAGCAGAUCGUGGCGUCAGAUGGAGGGAACCGCAGCAGCUCUGUGGAGCUGACCGUCAUCAUUACAAACGUCCACAACCAGCCGCCGCACUGGGAGCAGCCCGAGUACUGGGUCACCGUGCCAGAAAACACUGUGCGAGACGCCAAGAUAGUGACCAUCAAGGCGACAUCUCCGCUCGGUGACCCCCGGGUGACCUACAACCUGGAGGAGGGUCAGGUCCCGGAGACCAACAUGCCGGUGCGGUUCUACGUCAAGCCGAACCGCGCGGACAGCUCGGCGUCCAUCCUGGUGGCCGAGAACCUCGACUACGAGACGACGCGCUUCUUCAUGCUCAGAGUGCGAGUCCAGAACGUCGCUGCUGUGCCGCUCGCAUCGUUCACCACCGUCUACGUCAACGUGACAGACGUGAACGACAAUGUUCCUUUCUUCCUGUCGUCCACCUACGAGGCCACGGUUCCUGAAGGGGCAGAGAUCGGCACGUCGGUGGCUCAAGUGUCGGCCACAGACCUGGACUCUGGUCUGCACGGGAUGAUCCACUAUGUGAUCCUGAAGGAUGAGAGCGGGGACUCCCAGUUCUUCAGCAUCGACUCACGCAGCGGCGUCAUCGUCACUCGAGCCUCCUUCGACCGCGAGCAGAAAGCCUCCUACCUGAUCGAGGUCCAGUCGCAGGACGGCUCCGAGUCGUCCAGACCAGGCCAGCAGGGACAACCCAACACUGACACGGCCUACGUCAGGAUCUUCGUCACCGACGUCAACGACAACGCCCCGGCGUUCGCCCAGCCGGUGUACGAGGUGAGCGCGGAGGAAGACAAGGAGGUCGGCUUCGUCCUCAUCACCGUCACCGCCAACGACGAGGACGAAGGUGCCAACGCCAAGCUGCGCUACCAGAUCACCUCAGGAAACACCAUGGGCACCUUCGACGUGGAGCCCGAGGUGGGCACCAUCUUCGUGGCUCAGCCGCUGGACUACGAGAUGGAGCAGCGCUACGAACUCCGGCUGGUCGCCUCUGACGGGAAGUGGGAGAACGAGACGCUGGUGGUGGUUCAGGUGGUCAAUCGCAACGACGAGGCGCCCGUCUUCAGCCAGACCGAGUACCACGCCGCCGUGACCGAGGAGCUCUCCCAGCUGCCUGUUUUCAUCCUGGAGGUGUCGGCCACAGAUCCAGACCAGGAGGCCGACCAAAACGCCCUCCGCUACUCCCUCCAUGGCCAGGGCGCCGGUGGCGAGUUCACCAUUGAUGAACGCACUGGAAGAAUCUACGCCCAACGGCGCCUGGACCGCGAGGAGCGCCCAGCCUGGAGAUUCCUCGUCCUCGCCACAGACGAGGGAGGGGCAGGACUCACAGGGUUUGCUGAUGUGCUGUUAGAGGUCAGAGAUGUCAACGACAAUGCACCCUUCUUCCCGUGUCCAGCAAUGGAAGUAGACGGAUGUUUUGUUGGCCAAGUGCCUGAAAAUUCACCUGCCGACACCUCCGUCAUGGAAAUGCGCGCCAUGGACCUGGACGACCCCAAUGAGGGCAAGAACGCCAUGCUGACCUACAGCAUCAUCAAGAAUGUCCGCAAUGAGAUUAACCUCAACCUGUUCUCCAUCAACGCCAGCACAGGCACCAUCUACACAGUUCUACGUUCCCUGGACCGGGAGGUGGAGGAGCGGUAUCUGGUGGUGGUAGAGGCCAGAGACGGAGGGGGUUUGGCGGGAACAGGGACAGCCACCAUCAUAGUUUCAGAUGUCAACGAUCACCCACCUGUCUUCACUCAGAGGCUCUACACCACUCAGGUGACAGAGGACCUGGAGGUGAACAGUGAGGUUCUCGUAGUUUCUGCUACAGACGGCGAUCAGGGUGAGAACGCUGUGGUAACCUUCAGCAUUGUUGGUGGUGACGAAGACAGGAAGUUCUUUGUGGAGACAGACAAAGUGAACCGACGCGGCGUGAUAAAACUUAAGAAGAAGGUUGACUUUGAGAAACCCCAUGAGAGGACUUUCAAUCUGACCCUGAAGGCUGAAGACGCUGAUUUCUUCAGUCUGGCGUACUGUCUUGUUCAGGUGGAAGACUCCAAUGACCACGCCCCCGUGUUUUUUCCCCAAUUCUAUGAGUCACCAGCCAUGUCUGAAGAUGUACCUGUGGGGACAAUUGUUGCUCAGGUUACAGCUUCUGAUCUAGACUCGGGCCAAAAUGGACGCUUUUCUUACAGUAUUUCAAAAGAGUCUGACCCCUACAGUCAGUUUCUGGUGGACCAGUCUGGUUGGGUGGUAGUGGCCGAUUCUCUGGACAGGGAGAAAAUCUCGCAGCACAGGAUCAUGGUCCUCGCCACAGACGCUGGGAGUCCACCCCUGACUGGCACUGCCAUCGUGAUGGUCACCGUACUUGAUAUUAAUGACAAUGGGCCAGAGUUCGAGGUCCCUUAUAAGCCUGUUGUUUGGGAGAACACGCCGGCACCCCAGGCGGUUCAAAUGAACGAAACCUCCCUCCUCCUCCACGCCACUGACCGGGACACCUCCACCAAUGGCGGACCGUUCUCCAUACGGCUUCUCAUGCUCACCUCAGAUGCCACCAACUUCAAUUUGACUGACUUUCGCAACGGCAGCGCCACCAUCACUGCCCUCCGGACCUUCGACCGCGAACGGCAGAAGGAAUACCUCCUCCCGAUUCUCAUGAUUGACAGUGGCUCUCCUCCAAUGAGCUCCACCAGCACACUGACGGUCGUCAUUGGUGACAGGAAUGACCACCCUCACUCACCAGGACACACCAACUUUAUCGUCUACAGUUAUGAGGGUAUUCUCCCGACGACGGUGCUCGGACGAGUUCAAUCCCCUGACCUUGAUGACUGGAGUAAGAAGGUGUACCGGUUCGAAGGCAAACCAUCCAGGUUGUUCAGUCUGAACCAGAGCUCAGGUCAGCUCAGUAUCAGGGAGGGGGCUCCUCCAGGCUCGUACCACCUGCAGGUACGCGUGUCGGACCACACCUGGCCCGACGUCACCUCCACAGCUCAGGUGGACGUCAGGGAACUGCAGCAGGACGCCCUGCAAAACGCCGGCUCCAUCCGCAUGACCAACCUGACAGUGGAGGACUUCUUCAGCAGUAGUGGAGGUGAGGAGAGUCGGUUCUCCCGUCUGGGUCGAACGUUGGCUGAACUCCUGCAGACUUUGCCAGAAAAUGUCCAGAUCUUCUCUGUGGGCGACGUCGCCCAGCGGGGAGAGAAGGCGCUCGACGUCUGGUUUGCCGCUCAUGGCUCGCCGUAUUACAAGGCCGAGAAGCUGCACGGCUACGUGGCAGCAAACAAAGCCAAGUUGGAGGGCAUGUUGGGCGUUUCCAUCUCUCAGGUGGGCAUUGACGACUGUCCCUACACAGACUGCAGUCAGUCUGGAGGCUGCAGCAACGAGGUUUCAUUCAGCCAGGCCCCGGUGGCUCUCAGCACCGGUAAUGCCUCUCUGGUGUCGCUUAGGGCCUCAUCUACAGCGCGAUGCGGCUGCCGGGGCCGAGAGGCGAUCCACCUGACCUGCUCCGCCUACCCCACCAACCCCUGCCUCAACGGGGGCACCUGCCAGGACGGGCCGCUGGGAUACAGGUGUAAGUGUCCUCCCAUGUUCGACGGGCCUGAGUGCCAGCAGACCAAACACAGCUUCGGCGGCCAGGGCUACGCCUGGUUCCCUCCCAUCAUGCCUUGCUUCCAGAGCCACAUCUCCCUGGAGUUCCUGGCUGAGUCGGCAAAUGGGCUGCUCCUCUACAACGGGCCUCUCGGCCCCGCCCACUCUGGGGAGCAGGAGGAUUUUAUCGCUGUCGAGUUGAGGAACGGGGUUCCAGCUCUGAGUAUAAACCACGGAUCAGGAACCCUGACCCUGCAGCUCCCACCGAAAUCCACCGUCACCGACCGACGCUGGCAUCACCUCGACAUCAUCAGCGACGGAAAGGCCGUGCAGCUGAUCCUGGACCAGUGUGGGGGGGUGGCGGCGAAUGAGUUGGAGGGUGUCGGGACACACACUCAGGAGAUGGACGAGUCCGGCUGCAGAGCUGCAGGAGAGACUCCGGGAAACCAGAGGUAUCUGAACGUCUUCCAGCCUCUUCAGUUGGGAGGAGUGAAGGAAACAUCUCCUCAUCGACGUUACCGCAGUUUCACCGGCUGCAUCCGCAACCUGGUGGUGGACAGUCAGGUGUACGACCUGGCGUCUCCAGGCGAGAGCGUGGACAGCACCCCUGGGUGCAGGCUGACAGACGGGGUGUGUGUGACGGCGGCCGGUCCCUCCUGCGGCGUUCAGGCCUCCUGCCUCGCCGACUGGGGCUCCUUCAGCUGCGAGUGCCACCCAGGAUACACCGGACACAAGUGUGACACUGCCGUCCCGGAGUUCUCCUUCGACUCGGGCAGCGUCGGGCGUUUUCAGCUCAGAGGAGGCGGCAGCUCUCGCCGCACAAACAUCCAGUUGCUCCUCCGAACCAGAGCCACUUCGGGCACCCUGCUCUCCGUGACGUCCCGGGAGGCCAACGAGUACAUCGUCCUGGAGAUCACGGAGGGUCACCUCUCUGUUCGUGCCAACCUUGGUGACGGCGCCCAUGCCCUGCGACUCCCCGGCCAGCGGGUGGACAUCGGGCAGUGGGUCCUGGUCAGCCUCAGUCGCCAUGACAACCUGUUCACCCUGCAGCUGGAGCAGGGCGGGGGCUCGCAUGAGGUCCAGGCCCGUUUGGGGAGCCGCAGGGAGAUCGUGGUUCACCCGGCCAGCGUGACGGUCGGCAACGGCCCGAACGUUGGAGACAAGGCCGACUUUCAGGGUUGUCUGCGGGACGUUCGUUUUAACGGCCAGGUCCUGCCUCUGGACGGGCAAAGCCGGGACUUGUUGACGGUGCUGGAGAGGCGGAGCAUCACCUCGGGGUGCUCCAGCGACGCCUGCAGCAGCCAACCCUGCCGCAGCCCGCUGCACUGCAUCGACCUGUGGAGGAAACACCAGUGCAGGUGUCCCGGAAGUCAGGUGACAGUGACAGACGACUCAGGUCAGCAGCGCUGUGUGCCGUCGCCCUGCGGACCUUCUUCCUGCCGUAAUGGUGGCAUCUGCCAGGCGCUGUCGCCCGAUAGCUACCGGUGCCGGUGUCAGGAGGGGUUCAGGGGUCAGCGCUGUGAGCUGGGGCAGGUCAAAGGUCACCGGCUGGCUGCCCUCAGCCCCAGCUCCAUCCUGGCCAUCAGCAUGUGUCUGCUCGUCUUCUUCGCGGUGCUGGUGGCGGUGACGGUGUGGAACCAGAAAGGCAGCCGUAACAAGUUCAGGAAGCGAGGAGUUUACCACAUCCCCGCUGAACACGAGAGCUGGGAGGACAUCCGAGAAAACAUCCUCAACUACAACGAGGAGGGAGGGGGGGAGCAGGACCAGAACGGUUACGACAUCACAGAGCUGAAGCGUCCGCUGUGCUCCAGUUUGUCCCAGUCCUCGUCCUGCACCACCGCCCCGCUCAUCAAGUCCUCGCCCGGCUCCCAGGAGGAAGUUCACCCGUCCGGCUCCUCCUGCAGCUCAGGCGCUCCCUACCUCAGCAUCCCGCAUCAGCAUCACCACCAUCAUCAGCACGCCACCACCAACAACUACACCAGCGACGCAACCUAUGCUAACUACACCACUCGUGUAGGCCGGGACAUGGAGACGAGCGACGGAGGGGGUUAUGUGGACGCCCCUUCAGGGUCUCGCUCCCACGGGGAUUUUAAGAGCUACGUGGCGCGAAUCAUCUGGGAGGCGGACAACGACAGCGAGGCGUUCCCGCCGGACGCGUACCACGUGUGGUGUGUGGAAGGCUCUGGGUCGUCAGCAGGAAGCCUCAGCUCGCUGGGGUCGGCCACGUCACGUAGGGAAAACAUUGCCAUCGCCCGUGGCGAGGAGGAGGAAGAGGAGGAGGACAAAGAGGAUGAAGGGGAGUUUGUUUACGACAGGCUGUCGCGGUGGGGCCCCAAGUUCCAGGCUCUGAGCGAGAUGUACGACCGGCCCCAGCUGACCCUCACAUACAGGGACGCAGUGGCCUACAUACAGAGGAGCCACAGCCACGACCCCCUGCCUCAUCACCACUAGGGGGCGCUACACAACACCACCCACCUAAACACACAGUUAAUGCAGACUGGGAGGGACGGUGCUGCGUUCAAGUCCAAUUUUAAACCAACCAAAAACUAAAUAAAAACAUAAUGACAUGUCAGUUGUUCUAUAGGGAGAAAAAUCAACAUCACAGUAUUAAAAAGAAUAUUUUUCCUAUACAUAUAUCACAAUAUUGAUGCUCAGUCGAAAGGAACUGUGCUGUAGUGUUUUUAUUCACACAACAUUCAGACGAAACCUUCAAAAUCUCAUGUUGCUGUUUUUUUUAAUGACAAUUGAAUCAAUAAUUUAGAUGGUAGACUUUUAUCAAAGUUGAUCGAAUAAAUUAUCGCCAGCCUUAUUGUCAAGGCCAGAUUUACUCACACAGGGGCCCUGGAGUAAAAAGUACCUGUUUGUGGUAAUUUGUUUAAACACAUACUUUAUAUAUAAAUAUGCACCAUGUACAUUUCGACACGUGACCCCUCGACAAGACAGGAAAAUAAUGCAGGACACCUUAAGGCUCUUAUUUUAGCUGAUAUUCUGCUUCAGUGGUGCUCAUUCCCAAACAAAUCAAUCAACUUACCACAAACUGACACAGAAUACAUGUGGGGCUUUUGGGGGGUCUGGGGCCACAGGCCAGUAGCCCGCUUUGCCAGGUUGGUAAUCCAGCCUCGCCUGUCAUCCUCAACAAGUGACUUUAAAAUAAAUCCUGAAUUACAGUCUGAAUAUGAUCACUUUUUAUUUGCUGUGUAUCUCCACAGUUUGUGGCAUUUGGCAAAGGUCACACCUGAAACUCUCUGUCCACGUCGGUCCGAACGCACAUAUUUUCCGUUCUUUCAUUAAACCGCAGAUUAGAGUUCACGUGAGGGAGGGGUUCAAAGAAGCAAGACAAACACAGUACAUUCAUUAUAAAAAAAAGGGAGGCACAGAGACGUAAUCAGGGGAAAAAACACAAAAAGAAUAGAAAUAAAUGUUUGGUGUUUCUUGUUCACAGUAACCAGCAGUUCUCUAAGAUAUUUUUUGAAGUUUGAAUUACAAAUGUAUAUUUGUCCACAUUUUGGAAAUAUUAAGGAAGAAUAAAAGUCUUAAACUUUUGAGUGUAAACUGGAUUCACCUGAAAGAAAUGCUAAAACGGCUCUGUUGUCCCGCCCACACAGCCCUGAUCAGCCACAGUAACUGAAAACACCUGUGGGUGUGCACAUAGGGCCUUGAAAUCUGAUUGGCUGCACCAGACACCGCCUCAAAACUCUCAGUCAUGAUUGGCUGCUGGCCCUGAUAGAGGCAAGUCCAACCGCUCAGUCUGUAAUCCUGAAUUCAUUCAGUCAUGAGGAGCAAACAGAAGACCAGCAGAGAAUCCAAUGUGAGUCAAACAAAAUCCAACUGUGGCUAAUGUGACUGAUGCUAAUGUGACUGAUGCUAAUGUCAUGUGUUUCAAUUUAGCAACAUUCAAAUUAUGCUGGUGGCACGAGGUUGGUUUGUAGGAAAAUGAGACGAUCCAGGCGAGAACCGGUGCUGCUCUCAUUUAUUCUUAGUGAUCAAACAGAGACAAAGCGGUUCACACUCAAAGUUAAGAGGUUUUUAAACCUUUUUAGAGUUCUUUUGUAUUUAUUUAUUUAAAAUGCAUUUCACACAUUUUGGAUGUGAACCAGUUUGCUUCGCUGGUGUGAACGCACCAGUUAAACAAAGUUCACUGUGCACAUUCUCAGUGUCGCUGUGUUUGCUGUCUACCACUGUGUCUUUUUUGAUACUAGCAGGGCUUCAUCAUCCAUUAAUCUGCCAAUUAGUUUCGCAAUUAAUUGUCUCUAGAACGUCAGAAAUUAGUGAAAAAUGCAGAUCACAAUUUCCCACAGUCCAAGUCUUAAAAUGUCUUAAAGAUAUUUAUUUUCACAUAAGACAAAGAAAAGAGCAAAUCCUCUCAAUUAAGAAGUAUUUUUGCUUGAAAUAUUACGAUUUAUGGAAUAACAAAAUAGUUGCCGAUUAUAUUUCUGUCGGUUUGAUUAAUUCUUUAAUCCCCAAAGUCAAAAAUAUUAAAAUCCUACACACAUGGCUUUGAAUCUUUGGACAGAUUGUCAAAUUCAAAAUGGCCUCAAAACGCAAAUGCUACCAAAACUCACCUGUAAAAACCUCCUGAACACUUCCAGUGAAUCUGACGGGACGUGAACGCAGCAGCUCUGUUCCCUCGUGGCGACACUUUCAGGGCUCUUUCACAUUAUGUGAUCCUGAUGUUUCCUCAAGUAGAAAACCAGGUGAAGGUCGAGGUCUGAGUUGUGGUUCAGCGGUUUGAAAUAAGAAAAGCACAGAGAGAAAUUGUCGCGGGUUCAUGUACGAGCUUUACACAGGAAUAUGUGUUUAUUUAUUUUGGCUUUCCUCAAAGCAGUUCAAUGUGCUGGAUUUAUUUCGUUUUUCGGCAGUUUGUGGGUCGCUGAAUUUUAUUCUCGAAAGUGUGGACUUUCAGGGUCCAACUGUUUUGUUAUGUUUUCUGGAGGAAUAUUACUUUGAAACUGUGUCAGAAAUCUUGUGGGUGACUGUAAGAAUUAUUCUGGUUCAUUUGUUAACACCAACGGAUGUGAAGGCCUUGAUGCGAGUCUUAGAGCGAGAACUCGGAGUUCUUCUUUAAGGGCAUUUUAAUCUUUUUAUCUCCGCCCUGACAGUUUCUUUUUGACCUACCGCACAACCUGAAACCUACAAACAAAAAGUCAGUUUCACAAAGAAAGUCUCCCAAGGACAAGCUUUUCUUUUCCAGUCUUAUUUUCUUCUAUUGGCUUUGCUGCUGUCGGCGUUUCCACAGAUUAACCUCCCAUAAACUCAAUAACCAGCUUUUAAUUUCUCUUUUCUACCUUCCUGUUGCACUAGCGCAUGAUUUGCCAGUAAAAAGACAAAAAAAAAACGUUGAGGAAAAUCUCACCAGAUGCAACACUUUUCACUCCUCAGUGUUUCCAACAUGUAAAAUAAGCUUUGAUAGUUUUCAGAGAGAUUAUUUUUAUACUCCCUUGUAAAAACAGAUCUUUCCAGAAGCUGCAGUCGCUGUCGCUGUGUUAACGUGCUGGAUGGGGUCACUUUGAGUGCUUUGGGUCUUUUUACUCGUUGGUCAGCUUGUUGUGGCUCUGUGUUUAGGCUGACAGUCUUGUCACGCUGUCAAAUGUGAAACUCACAAAUGUGUGAAGAGAUUUAUUAAUGGAAAAAAACUGCACAAAACAAACAAGUUUAUUCAUCUGCAAAUCCAGAUUUGAGAGCGUACGAAGUCAGAAAACUGCAGGACAAAGUUUGAGCACAAAAUCCGGAUUUUAUUAAAGUCGUAUUCACAUUAUAGCAGAAUAUUCAGGCUCUUCUUGCUGCUUUGCACAGAAUUCCUGGGAGUUUCUAACUAUUUGCAAGUUUUAUAGCCCGUCAUGAUCUCGUAGUUACAUUUAGAAACACGCCUUAUUAAUUAGUCCUCCAUCUUUAAUCGCAGAACUCGCCUUCAGGUAUUAGCUGCACUCACAAAGGUUCAGGUUUGAACUUUUAACACGUUACGACUCCGCUUGCAUCAGCUCAGGACCUGACCGUCGCUUGUACAACGCACUGAUCGAGAAAGCAGUUUCUCCGUGAUAAUGUCAAUAAAACUUACAGCAAGUUUGUACUUAACACAUCCAUGUUCAUGUGACCCGACUGGAGACACCUGCAACUGUGCUGGCUUCAUGUGCUGGAAAAGCCAGACAGACGCUAGUCAAGAGGUCAGCACUUUGAUGUCUUGUGCAUGUAUGCAGACACCCAUUGUAAUAUAUACAGAACCAUGUGUGUGUGUUUGCUCCAUUUUAGAGUAUUUCAGGGCUUAACAUUCACCGUCACAGCUUGCAUGUGACGGACACAAACUGACAAAACAAUUUGUCUUGCAGCUUCAAAACGCUGAUCAGGGUAGUGAUCCUGUGUUGCUCUCAGAUCUCAACUUGCAGACUGAUUUCCACUUUUUGUGUUCACUUAGUCGUCUUUUCAUCACUCAUUUAGCCUGCGUUAAAGCACCCAGUUUGAUUUAGUGUUGUCAUGCUGCCAGCCGUGGUGAGAGGAAGUCUCUUAGAACAUCUCCCUGCAGGUGCGACGGCCAGCUUUAACCAGCUUCGUGUCUGACGGCCGUUUCCCAGCCUACCUCCCGGCUACGUGUGUUGUCAUUACACCAUCUGAUGAAUGUAGCUUUAUACGUGAUGAGGAAACGUUCCCGUCGAGGCUUUUAGGAAACUCGUGGAGGGAGUCCGAGCGCGCAGAGAGUCAACAAUCAGAGAGUUUAUUAUAAACUCUGUUAUUUGACAAAAGUGACUCUUACAGGAGAAGUGCGUAACUAUAUCGUCAGCCGACAAAAUGGCAACACAGACGAAACAUCCAGAUAUUUUAAAGGUUUUUCGAUUGCACUUCAGGUCAUGAUUCUGCCCCCGAAAAAACUAUUCGUAGAGCAGGAAUUAAAAUCCUUUUUUAUCCAAAAAUAUUUGCAGCGGAGGGCCUGGGAUUGUAGAGAUGUUUCCAGGAGAUAUUCUCCAGGUUUGUCACCACGCAGCCAAGUUCGGCGAACAGUUUUCAUUUCUCUUCUGGUACCAGAUUUAAAACCAAACAAGCGAGCGCUCAAAUAACUACUCAAAGCUAUGCAUCCAAAUGAAAUAACACAGGUGUCUUUUUAUCAGCUGAUGUGAAGCUCCAGAUGUUGUCUUGAGUUUUGACCUGUACUGUGUGACACAUCUGUUGAUGUUUGUGUAAAUCCAGUGUUUUUAAAGCAGUUUAAUGUGUGUGAACGCGUGUUGAGUUCACACACACUUACUGGACUGAGAGUGUAAAGUGUCAUUUAGCACUGAGCAGUGUUGAUCUGUAUGAUAUGAUGUAUAUAUGGACGUUUUAUAGCAACCUAACAUGGAAUAUUCCUUUUGUAUAUGACUUUUAAUAAAAAUGGCUUUUCCCCAAGA